This is a messenger RNA of Rhizophagus irregularis DAOM 181602=DAOM 197198, 351 nucleotides long. RefSeq lists its product as uncharacterized. The record is from RefSeq and is a predicted model, not a curated record. Lineage: Eukaryota; Fungi; Glomeromycota; Glomeromycetes; Glomerales; Glomeraceae.
AUGUCUCAACAUACUGCUUUGUUUAGUAAAUCAAGUAUUCAUAGUAUUCCACUUUCAACUGCUAGUUCUAAAACUUCACAAUUUACAUAUGAUCCUACAAUAGCAGAUUUAGAACAGACUGAAGAGGAUAAAGAAACGGCUAAAUUAUAUACGAAUCAACUUUUAUUAAUGUUAAGAUCAUGUCCACUUGAUGAUAAAGAAUUUACAGAAGGAAAUAAUAUACUACAAUGGCUUUUUGCUAAUAAUAUAAUAAGAGAUGAAUACUUAUUUCGCAAGUUUUCUGUAUUUUUACAUAGUCCAAAACCAGUAAAAUUAAGAAUUUCUUUGGAAAAAUCUGAUGAAAAGGAUUAA